CAGCAAGGUGAGCGGAACGUGCGCUAAAUAUCAUCGGGGUGAGUGUUUAUUCGCAAGACAUCUGACACGGCGCAGCCCGCUUGCGCCAUAUUUAGCAGCAAAGCACACUUCUCAACCCCCUCACUCACCGUCGACUCUCGACUCUCGAGGACGCCUCCACAACCGCCAUGGCAUCACACUCUCAGCCACCAUGUUGGCCACACAUUUUGUCAUGCUGCCUGCUGGCCGGCGAAGCAUGGACUACUCCAUGAGGAGAAAGUACCUAUGUCCCCACUCUGACUACUGGUAGGGUCCCAGGCAGCCAUGCCAUAGGACUGACUCAAUGCUCCCUUCCAAUGGAUAUUCACCCCUCACAAUAGACCCCGCUACGGUCUGCCGUCAACUCUACCCAUAUCACGGCAGUUCCAACAGCAUCUUUCGCUUACCAUGAGAGCUUCACACCUAUUACUACGAGGCGCGAGUCUGGCGGUAUUCGCAUCCACAUGUUUGACAGCAAGCACUACAGAAAUUGAUCCAUGCGAGAAGCUCGGCGGCAUCCAACUCACAGAGGAUGUCAACGGUCCGACAGCAUUUACGCCCACGGAGGCCCUCAACUGCUUGAGAUCGGUUCCAUUCUCUGCCGACGACGCCACCGAGCUCAUUGAAACUCUCCGUCACACGAAUGCUUGGUAUGCUGGGCAAGCCUUCUACAAGGUCCCUAUAGAGCCCUUGCAUGAGCUUCCAGCGUUCGACGUCGACAAGACCAUCGACGGGAUCGAAGCCAAAGUCAAGAGCGGACACUACAAGAAUGGAUUCGACUUCUUCCGCGACAUCGGCCUGGUACAGACGUCCUAUCGCGACAUGCACACAUCGUUUUACCCAGCUUGUGGUGACUACUACCUAUUCAAGUACACACAUGAUUAUCCCCUCGUGGCCGUCUCGGAUACGGCAGUUGGGACACGGGGUAUCUAUACCUUGAAGAGAAAUGGAACCACGGCGAAACCGAAGCUAGACAAGCAAGUCGAAACAAUCAAUAGACUUCCUGCGGAGGAGUUCCUGAUCAGACUGGCGUCUGAUCACCCUGAUCUUUGGAUGUACCACGAUCCCGACACCAGGUUCAACAUGCUGUUCGAAAACUAUCCGUGGGAGCAGAACUCGGGUAUCUUUAACUUUCGUCAGUACUUUGUAGGAGAAGAGGAAGAAAAGCUAGAGAUUGGCUUCGUGGGAGGCGAGAAAGUCCAAGUCCAGUGGAAGGCAUAUUUUCAGAAUCUCGAGCUUCAAUUCAACUCGACCGAAGAACUGAUCCAGAAUGUUUGUUAUUUGUCUGCCGAGGAACUCAAGCCGCUUUCACCCAAGGUUGCCGGGCCUCUCUGGAAGGAGGAUCCGAGUGGAGCUCUCUGGAGUAGCGCAUUUUCCCCCGAGGUCGUCGAAAAGAGAACGGCCGCGCCCUUCCCCGCCACUACCGCUACCGACUCACCUGCAACCGCUACCGACUCGGCAGAGACGUCGGCGACACCCACGACGUCAAUAGUUGGUUAUCCAACUCCGGUGUCCCGCAACGAAGAUGAAUCGCUCGUUUGGUUCCAGGAUCCAGAUGGUGAUAAUGAAACGGUGAUUCUUCGGAUUUCCACCUUUGACAUAGAGGAAACCGACAGCUGGUCGCUCUUCCUCAACACGACUUUGCAGGCUUUCCACGAGAAGGGUGCGAAGAGACUCAUCAUCGACGUCUCCGGAAAUGGUGGAGGAACCGCCAUACUUGCAAAGAGAUUUGUUCGAGUCCUCUUCCCAGAUCUAUUUGACGGAACCGACGAGCCGGAUUACUAUGCGAACAUGCGAUAUCACUCAGCCCUGGACAAAGUGUGGAAGGCUGAAAAAGAUUUUGAUCCGGAGAACCUCCAACACACCCUGCUGAACGAGUACGUAAACCUGAACGGCACCAACUUCACAACUUUCGAUGAGGUUCUUGGCCCAUACCGCAACGUCGCAUUCAACGACUCGUUUACCGCCAUGUCUCUUUGGCGACCCGACCUGGACAAGACCGACUUCGGGUCCAAUAGCGAAUGGAGCAAGGAGAACAUCAUUAUCGUCGGGGCUGGCCAGUGCGCUUCUACCUGUCACAACUGGAUGGAAUUGAUGAGGAACGUCGGCGUCCGCACGUACACGUUCGGUGGGAGGGCCAACAGCACAGCGAUGCAACCCGUCGGUGGUACCAAGAGUGGCACCGUUCACGACUUCAAACAAAUGGUUGAGAAAACUUGGGCAGCGCUUGGCGAUACGACAAACUACAAGGACGUUCUCAAGUACCCUCGCGCCCGUCUCGUCAAUACCAGGAUUGGCAUAGAAAACCAGUUCCGGUUAGGUGAAAACAACUCGACGACUGCAGUACCGCUGUUCUUCAGGUGGUCGCCUGGCUGCAAAAAGCUUCCGUACUCCAAAACGACGGUGAACGAUCCAGCGGAGAUGUGGCGGGCUGCCAAGGCUGCUGCGUGGACUACGGAUGGCAAAGCUACGGAAUGCGACAAGCAGGCAAUCACGCCCCCAAAGAGUGGCGAGGAGACGCCUUUGACGAAAAUUGGGAAGGUGAUUUGGGAGCAUAUCCAUUUUGGGCCGAAAAAGUAGUGUGUGUGUGUGGGAGGAUUUCUAGUAACUAAGUUGAGUAGUGCUGUUAGUUAUCUCUUUUGGGUGUUUGUUUUGUAUUUUAUGGAGGCUCGUUCGGAUAUGACUUUAUGCGCAGGAAUGUUUGAGAACCCGUGGCUUUGAACGAUUGGAAGGAAGUUGAAUAUUUGUGAUUAAAC
This is a messenger RNA of Tricharina praecox, 2774 nucleotides long. RefSeq lists its product as uncharacterized. The transcript is spliced from 3 exons. NCBI's taxonomy places the organism in Eukaryota, Fungi, Ascomycota, Pezizomycetes, Pezizales, Pyronemataceae. Bases 427 to 2598 code for a protein of 723 amino acids. The record is from RefSeq and is a predicted model, not a curated record.